This is a messenger RNA of Eremothecium sinecaudum, 789 nucleotides long. RefSeq names its product 1-acylglycerol-3-phosphate O-acyltransferase SLC1 (gene SLC1). The coding region runs from base 1 to 789 and encodes 262 amino acids. Gene Ontology annotation, molecular function: 1-acylglycerol-3-phosphate O-acyltransferase activity. Lineage: Eukaryota; Fungi; Ascomycota; Saccharomycetes; Saccharomycetales; Saccharomycetaceae. Gene Ontology annotation, cellular component: endoplasmic reticulum; membrane. The record is from RefSeq and is a predicted model, not a curated record. The transcript has a single exon. Gene Ontology annotation, biological process: phosphatidic acid biosynthetic process.
AUGAGCAUAUACCGGAAGUGUGUAUUCAUCUCAAGGUGUGUUUUAGGAUUCACUGUAACAUCAGCAUGCGCCAUUUAUGGUGUUAUAACCUCUGCAGUUUUAUUCCUAAUAGGAAAGAACCACAUUGCUCAGUAUCUUGUUGCUCGUGCAAUGUACCACUUGUUUAGUUUGGUACUCGCUGUUGAUGUUAAGAUUAUUGAUGCUGAAAAGCUUGACAACCUACCUGCAAUUAUCAUUUCAAACCAUCAAUCUGAACUGGACCUCCUGAUAAUGGGGAAGGUUUUCCCUGUAGGCUGCACCACUACCGCCAAGUCCUCUUUGAAGUGGGUCCCUGUCUUAGGAUGGUUUAUGUCUUGGAGUGACACGUUCUUUUUAGAUCGUUCCAGUAGGGAGAAGAGUAUUCGUACGCUUAAUAGGGCCCUUCAAAAGUUAAAGAAGGAAAAACGUGCCGUGUGGGUAUUCCCAGAGGGGACGAGAUCUUACUCUACCAAGCUUGAAUUGUUACCUUUUAAGAAGGGAGCGUUCCAUUUAGCACAGCAGGGGAAUAUACCAAUCAUUCCUGUUGUAGUCUCAAAUUCCAGUGUGAUUUUCCACCCUGGAAGAGGAAUCUUUAACAGAGGACUUAUAACCUGUAAAGUACUUGACCCAAUUCGUACCGACGGUAUUGCGAAAGAGGAUAUUGGGGAUCUUGCAUCUAAGGUACAUGACAUAAUGCAGGAAGAAUACGUCAAAUUGGGAUACUCCAGUGCAAUCAAUGAUACAGGAAUGCCAGAUUUGAGCUCUGAAUGA